Molecule: messenger RNA, 1356 nt
Organism: Drosophila hydei
Lineage: Eukaryota; Metazoa; Arthropoda; Insecta; Diptera; Drosophilidae
Product: purine nucleoside phosphorylase
Exons: 3
Coding region: 244-1278 (344 amino acids)
Biological process (GO): nucleoside metabolic process
Cellular component (GO): cytoplasm
Molecular function (GO): purine-nucleoside phosphorylase activity
Source: RefSeq, a predicted model, not a curated record
CAGGCAGCGCAGCUGGGAAAUUAAACGGCAACUGAAACGCGAAACGCGUAAACACAAUAAAGGAGAACUAAAAAGAAAAUCGCGACUCUAAACGAGAUAACAAAAGACAUUCCAGUGGUUGGACUUCAAUUAGUUUUGAUUUGUUUAUAAUAAAUCGGCGAACGGCGCUCAUUAGCUAUCAGUCAGAGUGUGAACCAUCCGCUGAGAUACUAGACACAAUCUAAGUUAUAUAACCACGGAAACAUGACCGGCUACAACUCGCAGAACGACGUGGCUUCGUCCAACGGCAACCAAGCUGGAGCCACUGGGCACAAGUCGACGGAAUAUAUUGCCCAGGAGAAUCAUACCAGAAGCGACAACCGCAUUGUAUGCUCCCUGACACCCGACGAGUUUCGGGCUGUGCGCAUGAUGAGCGAAGACAUGUAUCCUUAUGAAAUGAUUCAGGAGAUUGCUGACUUUCUUGUGAAAGGAUCUGGGAUCAGACCUAAAAUUGGCAUCAUUUGCGGCUCUGGACUUGGAUCCCUGGCCGAUCUUAUACAGAAUCCCAAGGUCUUUGAAUAUUCGAAAAUACCAAACUUUCCGGUUUCCACUGUGGAAGGCCAUGCUGGCAAACUAGUGGUCGGCUGCUUGGAGGGUGUCAAUGUGAUGGCGAUGCAGGGCCGCUUCCAUUACUAUGAGGGCUACCCGCUGGCCAAGUGCUCGAUGCCGGUCCGCGUGAUGAAGCUCUGUGGCGUUGAGUAUCUAUUCGCAACGAAUGCAGCUGGCGGCAUCAACCCGAAGUACGCCGUGGGCGACAUCAUGCUAAUGCAUGAUCAUGUCAACAUGCUGGGCUUUGCUGGCAACUCUCCGCUGCAGGGUCCCAACGAUCCGCGCUUUGGGCCACGCUUCCCCGCGCUGGUCAACUCCUACAACAAAGACCUGAUCAAUAAGGCGAUCGACAUUAGCAAAGCUAUGGGCAUAGAAUCGAGUGUGCAUGUUGGCGUCUACUCCUGCCUGGGUGGACCGACGUACGAGACCAUUGCCGAGCUGAGAGCUCUGCGCAUGAUGGGCGUCGACGCGGUUGGCAUGUCGACGGUGCACGAAGUAAUCACGGCCCGCCACUGCGACAUGAAGGUGUUCGCCUUCAGUCUGAUCACCAACAAGUGCGCCACCGAAUACAGCGAAAAAAAGGACGAGGAGGCCAACCACGACGAAGUCAUGGCUGUGGCCAAAAACAAGCAGAAGGCGUGCUGUGAGAUGGUGUCUCGCCUUGUGGCAGAAAUUCAAAAAUCAUUAUAGACCAACAAAACCCUACGAUUCUAGACUCUUUCAUAAAUUUACAGUUUUAGCUAAAAUUUAGCUAUUUUAAUUUAAGUA